UCCUGUGGGCUGGUCUCCAGGGUAACAGAACCUCUUCUUUGGGCCUGGCUUUCUGCCCACUGAGUCAGCCAGCUCUUUCCCCAGUUAAGUUAGAACAAGGGAUUAAACAUUCCCUUUUACACUGACUAAACAGGCAAUUAUAACCAGAAAGAAGGCAGAGAGGGAACAGGAGUUCAGGAGGGCUCCCUGGAGAAGGGGAAAUUGACCUUUGAACUGUAGAGAAUCCAGGGAGGGCAGUGGUCCAAGCUGGUGAGGAAGAGCCUGUCAGUUGCUUUGGGGUACAGCCAGAGAAGGUGCUCCUGGCCAGGAGCUAUAGGUGCUGUUCAUGGACCCCCAGAAGGCUGGUGUGGCCCAGGGCAGAGGGUGUGGCAGAGAGGAGGGGGAUGGGACCAUUAGGGCUGGGGGGUGCCAAAAAGCAUCAUGGGAGAUUGGAUGGCAGUAUGAGGAGAGCCUGGGCCAGAGGAAAAUCACCUCAGGAGCUGAAUGGAGGCUGGGAGCCUGGAGUGCCAGGGAUGGCCUUGGAGAGGGACAGACUGCCAGGCCAGAAGGAGUGAUCAGACCUAAAAUGAAAGUGAAUCCAACAGAGGUGAGCCUUCCCGUGGAAGAAAUGGACUUACAAAGAUUCAUGUGUGAUGGUCCUGAUAACUUUGUUUUCAGAGAAUUCUCUGUUGUACCUCAAAAUUCAUCUCAUAUUGAUCAUCAAAGAAUGCACACUGAGGAAAAAUCUAGUGAAAGCAAUCAUUUUGAAAAGUCUUUUAGGCACAGGGACAGUCUUUAUGGACAUCAAAACAUCCACACUGGUAAGAGACCUUAUGAAUGCAAACAAUGUGGAAAGGCAUUCAUAAAUGACUCCAGUCUUGCUGUACAUCAGCAAAUCCAUACUGGGGAGAAACCUCAUGAAUGCAAUCAAUGUAGAAAGACUUUCAGACACAGCUCCAAUCUUGUUAAUCAUCAGAGAAUCCACACUGGAAAGAGACCUUAUGAAUGCAAGCAGUGUGGAAAGAGUUUCGGGCAGAGCUUCAAACUUACUGUACAUCAGAGAGUCCACAGUGGGGAGAAACGUUAUAAAUGCAAUCAAUGUGAAAAGGCAUUCAUAAAUAACUCCAGUCUUGCUGUACAUCAGCGAAUCCAUACUGGGGAGAAACCUUAUGAAUGCAAUCAGUGUGGAAAGGCAUUCAUAAAUAACUCUAGCCUCGCUGUACAUCAGCGAAUCCAUACUGGGAAGAAACCUUAUGAAUGCAAUCAAUGUGGAAAGACAUUCAUAAAUAACUCUAGUCUUGCUGUACAUCAGCGAAUCCACACUGGGGAGAAACCCUAUGAAUGCAAUCAAUGUGGAAAGACUUUCAGACAGAGCUUCAAAUUUACUGUACAUCAGAGAAUCCAUACUGGGGAGAAACCUUAUGAAUGUAAGCAAUGUGGAAAGGCAUUCAGUCAAAGAUUCCAUCUUGCUGUACAUCAGAGAGUCCACACUGGGGAGAAACCUUAUGAAUGUAAGCAGUGUGGAAAGACGUUCAGACAGAGCUUCAAACUUACUGUACAUCAGAGAGUCCACACUGGGGAGAAACCUUAUGAAUGCAAGCAGUGUGGAAAGACAUUCAGUCAGAGAUCCCAUCUUGCUGUACAUCAGAGAGUCCACACUGGGGAGAAACCUUAUGAAUGUAAGCAGUGUGGAAAGACAUUCAUAAAUAACUCCAGUCUUGCAAUUCAUCAGCGAAUCCACACUGGGGAGAAACCUUAUAAAUGCAAUCAAUGUGGAAAGAUGUUCAGACAGAGCUUCAAACUUACUGUACAUCAGCGAAUCCACUCUGGGGAGAAACCAUAUGAAUGCAAACAGUGUGGAAAGACAUUCAUUCAAAGAUUCCAUCUUGCUAUACAUCAGAGAGUCCACACUGGGGAGAAACUUUAUGAAUGCAAACAGUGUGGAAAGACAUUAAGUUCAAGAUCCUAUUUUGCUGUACAUCAGCGAGUCCACACUGGGGAGAAACCUUAUGAAUGCAAGCAGUGUGGAAAGACAUUCAGUUCAAGAUCUUAUUUUGCUGUACAUCAGCGAGUCCACACUGGGGAGAAACCUUAUGAAUGCAAGCAGUGUGGAAAGACAUUCAGACAGAGCUUCAAACUUACUGUACAUCAGCGAAUUCACACUGGGGAGAAACCCUAUGAAUGUAAACAGUGUGGAAAGACAUUCACAAAUAACUCCAGUCUUGCUGUGCAUCAGAGAGUCCACACUGGGGAAAAACCUUAUGAAUGUAAGCAGUGUGGAAAGACAUUCAGAAAUACCUCCAAUCUUGCUGUACAUCAGAGAGUCCACACUGGGGAGAAACCUUAUGAAUGUAAGCAAUGUGGAAAGACAUUCACAAAUACCUCCAGUCUUGUUGUUCAUCAGAGAGUCCACACUGGGGAGAAACCUUAUGAAUGUAAGCAGUGUGGAAAGACAUUCACAAAUACCUCCAGUCUUGCUGUACAUCAACGAAUCCACACUGGGGAGAAACCUUAUAAAUGCAAUCAAUGUGGAAAAGCAUUCAUGAAUAACUCCAGUCUUCUUGUACAUCAGAGAGUCCACACUGGGAAGAGACCUUAUGAAUGCAAGCAGUGUGGAAAGACAUUCAGUCAGAGCUCUCAACUUGCUCAUCAUCAGAGAAUUCACACUGGGGAGAAACCUUAAGAAUACAAGUGGUAUAAGGAAAUGAGCAGGAGGUGAUGGUGGAAAUGUAGAAGCAGGAAUGCUACAGAAUUCUGGAGAAGUGACAGGACUCUAUUUCUUCUAACAGACAGAUAAGCAGAAAGUUGAGUUUAUCUAGUCUCCUAUGGUGGACCUGGUGAACUAGCUUUUCUCUAUAUGGUGGCUUUCCUUGUAAUCCAUCUUACCGACUACCUGUUUCUCUGUAUCUUGUUGAUACCAACUGGAAGAUAUUCCUACAGUGCAGUUUGAGACACCAAAAGCUAUCUGUUAGUGAGACCUUCCCUUUGUUCCCUGUUCCUGCUUACCUUCCAACCUUACUACCUCUAUCACCAUCUAAGGUGGGAUUUGGGUUAGUGAAGUGUAUUUUAUUAUAGGAACUGGGACUCUUAGGUAGAUAGGUAACUGACAAUGGACAUCUCUCUGAAGCUACCAAACUAAAAUUGAUGGGAGGUUCACUUAUAUUCUUUAGAUAGAUCAUCCCAAUUCCCUUUCCUUCCUUCCCUCGUCUUAAAUAAACCCUGUUUAAUAGCAUUUGGUGUCCUGUAAGCUUUAUGCUAUUGGCCUUCCCACACCCUGACCUACUAAAAUCCCAUUACCAUCAAGUAUCUUUCUAGAAACAAUUAUUUUAGUUAUAUACAAUUAUUUCACAAGCUUUGUGAAAAGAUAUUCACAUGCAGCUCCAGUCUUGCUAUUAUGUGAAGGAAAUUUACAUACCCCUUUUCUGGGGGAGCAUACAGGCAUGAGCCUGAAGUUGACUCAGAAACAAGGACAGCAUGAUGGAAUCCAUUAAGUGAGGAUAGAAUGGCAGGCAGAAAAAGGCAGCAAUAGAGUUGAAGUCAUGAGACAAUGACAAGGUGAUGCCUUCUGCUCUCUUCUCCUGGGCAGCUCAGGCAAUACAGAAAGCCACAGUUGGCUCCUGACAUGUGAUUUGUGAGUUAGUGGGCAGAGGAAAGUUUUGAUAAACUGAGGCAAGAUCAGAUAUCCAAGGUUAUCUCUUUUAGUUUGAUUGCUGGCUAGACUUCCCUGUGAGCGUGGCUGGAGCACCCUAAUUUUGGCUACAGAAUAUCAAGCUAAUUGGAACCAUGAGGAAAGUAUAUCUCUCCUAUUUUUUCACCUUCUCCCCCUACUACCUUAGAAUGAAUAAAAUUUACUUAGCACCAG
Molecule: messenger RNA, 3841 nt
Organism: Monodelphis domestica (gray short-tailed opossum)
Lineage: Eukaryota; Metazoa; Chordata; Mammalia; Didelphimorphia; Didelphidae
Source: RefSeq, a predicted model, not a curated record